AUGAAGAAGAAAAGACUGAAGGAGACGAUAAUGAAGAAGCGAAAGCCGACGAACGAAGAAGUAAUGCAAAGGAAUCGAAAAAGAAUAAGAGAAAACGUUCAGUUAACGAAAAUGAAGAAGAAAAGACUGAAGGUGACGCUAGUGAAGAAGAGAAAACCGACGAUCGAAGAAGUGAAACAGUCAAUGAAAAUGAAGAAGAAAAGACUGAAGGAGACGAUAAUGAAGAAGCGAAAGCCGACGAACGAAGAAGUAAUGCAAAGGAAUCGAAAAAGAAUAAGAGAAAACGUUCAGUUAACGAAAAUGAAGAAGAAAAAAAUGAAGGUGACGCUAGUGAAGAAGAGAAGGCCGACGAUCGAAGAAGUGAAGAAAAGAAAAGGUGACGAACGAAGAAGUGAAGCAGUCAAUGAAAAUGAAGAAGAAAAGACUGAAGGAGACGAUAAUGAAGAAGCGAAAGCCGACGAACGAAGAAGUAAUGCAAAGGAAUCGAAAAAGAAUAAGAGAAAACGUUCAGUUAACGAAAAUGAAGAAGAAAAGACUGAAGGUGACGCUAGUGAAGAAGAGAAAGCCGACGAUCGAAGAAGUGAAAAAGUGAAUGAAAAUGAAGAAGAAAAGACUGAAGGUGACGCUAGUGAAGAAGAGAAAGCCGACGAUCGAAGAAGUGAAAGAGUCAAUGAAAAUGAAGAAGAAAAGACUGAAGGAGACGAUAAUGAAGAAGCGAAAGCCGACGAACGAAGAAGUAAUGCAAAGGAAUCGAAAAAGAAUAAGAGAAAACGUUCAGUUAACGAAAAUGAAGAAGAAAAGACUGAAGGUGACGCUAGUGAAGAAGAGAAAGCCGACGAUCGAAGAAGUGAAAGAGUCAAUGAAAAUGAAGAAGAAAAGACUGAAGGAGACGAUAAUGAAGAAGCGAAAGCCGACGAACGAAGAAGUAAUGCAAAGGAAUCGAAAAAGAAUAAGAGAAAACGUUCAGUUAACGAAAAUGAAGAAGAAAAAAAUGAAGGUGACGCUAGUGAAGAAGAGAAGGCCGACGAUCGAAGAAUUAACGAAAAUGAAGAAGAAAAGACUGAAGGUGACGCUAGUGGAGAAGAGAAAGCCGACGAUCGAAGAAGUGAAGGAGUGAAUGAAAAUGACGAAGAAAAGACUGAAGGUGAUGCUAGUGAAGAAGAGAAAGGUGACGAACGAAGAAGUGAAACAGUCAAUGAAAAUGAAGAAGAAAAGGCUGAAGGAGACGAUAAUGAAGAAGCGAAAGCCGACGAACGAAGAAGUGACGCAAAGGAAUCGAAAAAGAAUAAGAGAAAACGUUCAGUUAACGAAAAUGAAGAAGAAAAGACUGAAGAAGAAGAAGAGAAAGGUGACGAACGAAGAAGUGAAGCAGUCAAUGAAAAUGAAGAAGAAAAGACUGAAGGAGACGAUAAUGAAGAAGCGAAAGCUGACGAACGAAGAAUUGAUGCAAAGGAAUCGAAAAAGAAUAAGAGAAAACGUUCAGUUAACGAAAAUGAAGAAGAAAAAACUGAAGGUGACGCUAGUGAAGAAGAGAAAGCCGACGAUCGAAGAAGUGUAAAAGUGAAUGAAAAUGAAGAAGAAAAGACUGAAGGUGACGCUAGCGAAGAAGAGAAAGCCGACGAACGAAGAAGUGAAACAGUCAAUGAAAAUGAAGAAGAAAAGUCUGAAGGUGACGCUAGUGAAGAAGCGAAAGCUGAAGGAACAAAUAGCGAAAACAAAUCACUACUGAGCCGAAUUCUACGCCAUAAUCACACAAUUUUUUAUUAG
This is a messenger RNA of Octopus sinensis (East Asian common octopus), 1767 nucleotides long. Its product is annotated as myb-like protein X. The transcript is spliced from 4 exons. Bases 1 to 1767 code for a protein of 588 amino acids. The record is from RefSeq and is a predicted model, not a curated record. NCBI's taxonomy places the organism in Eukaryota, Metazoa, Mollusca, Cephalopoda, Octopoda, Octopodidae.